AUGUCAGCUCGUCAGGCAGGUGCUACAUCGUUAGGUAUGCAAUCCGAGAACUUCGGUUACUCUCGUGUGCGUCUUCGUCGCAUCAAGAAGCUACAGUUUGGUGUGGUGAAUCCAAACGAGUUGCGUCAAUAUUCGGUUACACAGGCAAUCACAGUGAAUGGUCGCAAGAUCCCAGCUGGAGUUACGCGAUAUGAAACUCAAGUUCAAGGACAGCCAGUCUAUGGUGGGGCCAAUGACCCCCGUUUGGGAAACUUACAUGACAAAUCCGAUCCUGGAUACUUUGGACAUUUGGAACUCGCUAGGCCAGUUUACCAUCAAGGUUUCAUUGAUAUUGUCAUGAAGUCUAUGAGAUGCAUUUGUUAUCACUGCGGUCGUAUUCGUAUGGAUAGUGACGAGUUUAAAUUUCAGAAGUGUACUUCAAUCACCAAACGUGCCAGACGAUUGGAGGCAUUCCACAAUUUACUACGCAACAAGAAAAAGUGUGACCAUUGUCAGGGAAUUCAACCAAAAAUUACCAAGGUUGGUUUGCAUCUUGAAAUAGAACUGCAAGAUCAGACAGCGACGCAUGGCGCGACUGGUGGCGACUCGAAGCAAUUCCUGAGUGGCGAGGCGGUUGUAAAACUGUUUCAAACCAUGCGGGAAGAAGACAUGAAGAUAUUGGGUCUUGAUGUUACUCAUGCUCGCCCUGACUGGCUGCUGUGCCAAGUUUUGCCUGUUCCUCCAUUGCAUGUCAGACCAAGUGUGGUAGUUGGAGGGCAGGCUGCUUCAGAAGACGACCUCACGCACCAGCUUGUAAACGUUAUCAAAUCGAACAUUGCUCUAAGCAAUGCUAUUCAGAAUGGCGAACCAAAUAUAAUUGUAGAACAAUUCGAGCAGGCUCUGCAACACAAUGUUGCUGCUUUCAUGAACAAUGAAUUGCGAGGAAUGCCACAAGUGACGCAGAGAAGUGGUCGUCCUUUGAAAACCAUCCAACAACGCCUCAAGGGGAAAGAAGGACGCAUUCGCGGAAAUCUCAUGGGAAAGCGUGUCGACUUCUCAGGGCGUACAGUCAUCACGGCCGAUCCAAAUCUGGGAAUUCAUCAGGUUGGUGUUCCUCGUUCUGUGGCCAUGAACUUGACGGUGCCAGAAAGGGUAACAGCCUACAACUUGCAACAGCUGAGUCAGUUGGUUGCCAAUGGCCCAACACAGCACCCUGGUGCAAAACACAUCAUUCGCAGUGAUGGUACUCGUAUCGAUCUGCGUUACGUAAAAAAUAAAUCAGAACUGCUGCUAGCCCAUGGUUGGAUUGUCGAGAGACACUUACGCGACGACGAUGUUGUUCUAUUCAACCGGCAGCCAAGUCUACACAAGAUGAGUAUCAUGGGGCACAGAGCGAAAGUUCUUGACUGGUCGACUUUUCGACUGAAUCUCAGUUGUACAUCACCCUACAACGCUGACUUUGAUGGCGACGAAAUGAACCUUCAUGUGCCUCAGUCCCUUCCUGCUAGAGCUGAGGCAGAAUUGAUGAUGCUUUCUCCCAGAGUAAUUGUGAGCGGCCAGUCCAACCGUCCUGUCAUGGGAAUCGUCCAGGAUACCUUGUUAGCAGUGCAGAAAAUGACAAAGCGCAAUUGCUUCAUUUCGAAGGAUUUAUGUUUUAACAUGCUAAUGUGGGUAACUCAAUGGAACGGAAGAAUUCCAAUUCCAGCAAUCAUUAAGCCCCAAGAGUUAUGGAGUGGAAAACAGUUGCUGAGUAUGAUUCUACCGAAUGUCAACUUGAAAUCCAAAGCCAACAAUGGACCCCCAAAGGGACCUGAUGGUCGGCCAAUGCCUAACGAGUUCAACGCAUAUGACCAUCUCGUAACCAUUCAGGAAGGAGAAUUACUCGAGGGAACUAUUGACAAGAAGACUAUUGGGUCAAGUAUGGGAGGCCUUAUCCACACGUCUUGGUUGGAUGCUGGGCACGAAGAGACAGCACGAUUUAUGAACCAGGUGCAGCAGCUUGUCAAUUAUUGGGUACUCCAGUAUUCUUUCAGCAUUGGUGCUUGCGAUGCCGUUGCAGAUAUUGAUACAAUGCGUGAAAUUGAAUCAACUAUCAACAAGGCGAAGUUGCAAGUGCUUGAUCUUGUCCGACAAGGGCAACGUGGUAAAGACGGCGAACUUGAGAUUCAACCCGGACGAACCAUGAUGGAAUCAUUCGAACAACUUGUAAACAAGGUUCUAAAUACUGCAAGAGAUCAUGCUGGUAAAUCCGCCCAGUCUUCAUUGGACGAAACGAAUUCUGUGAAGGCCAUGGUCACUGCUGGGAGUAAAGGUAGUUUUAUCAACAUUUCCCAGAUUAUUGCGUGUGUUGGUCAACAGAACGUUGAAGGGAAAAGGAUCCCAUAUGGUUUUAAGAAGAGAACUCUUCCUCAUUUCUCUAAGGAUGACUUGGGUCCAGAAUCUCGUGGGUUUGUGGAGAAUAGUUACUUGCGAGGUCUCACACCACAAGAGUUCUUUUUUCACGCCAUGGGAGGACGUGAAGGUUUGAUUGAUACGGCUUGUAAGACCGCCGAAACUGGCUACAUCCAACGGCGAUUGGUGAAGGCGAUGGAAACUGUCAUGGCAAGGUAUGAUGGUACUGUCCGAACAUCAGGAGGUCAAAUUGUUCAAUUUCUCUAUGGAGAGGAUGGUAUGGAUGCAGUGUGGAUCGAGCGCCAGAGCUUCGACUCCUUGACUUUGGCGAAGCAACAGUUUGAGAAGCGCUUUGUCAUCAAUACGAGUGAUGCUGAUUUUGGAUAUGAUGAUCAAAACAUUCCUUUUCUGGACGUCGAUGUUCUAGACGAUUGUCGAAGUGACCCUGAGGUCCAACAGUUGUUGGACAAGGAGGCCGAGACAUUGCGGGAGGAUCAAGCAACUUUGCGUGUUGUCAUGGCAAAUCGGGAAGCUGGUCGUGAGUCUGACGAGUCUUCAUACGCACCAGGAAAUGUACGACGUGUCAUUCAAAAUGCCAUUCGGCAGUUCCGAAUUGACCGCAGCCAACCUUCCGACUUGCAUCCAAAAACGGCCAUACAGAAAGUUAAUGAGCUCAUGGAGCGACUUGUUGUUGUGGUUGGAGACGACCCAUUGUCUGUUGAAGCCCAAACGAAUGCAACAACACUCUAUCGGAUUUUGAUCAGAAGUCUCUUGUCGAGCAAGAGGGUCUUGAAAGAAUUUCGAUUGUCUGAAGCGGCCCUGAACUGGGUCAUUGGGGAGAUCGAAACAAGGUUCAAUGUGGCCAAGGUCAACCCUGGUGAAAUGACUGGUGUCCUAGCAGCGCAAUCUAUUGGUGAACCUGCAACGCAAAUGACCUUGAAUACUUUCCACUAUGCCGGUGUGUCGGCAAAGAAUGUGACAUUAGGUGUCCCUCGUCUGAAGGAAAUCAUAAACGUUGCAAAGUCUCCGAAGACCCCUGGAUUGACUGUGCAUUUACUCGAGGAAGUGAGCGGUGACGAGAAAACUGCCGAACUCGUUGUAACAAUGCUAGAAUACACUGUCCUCAAGGAUAUUGUGAAGCGAACAGAGAUUUACUACGAUCCGAAUGUCAUGACUACGGUAGUGGCAAAGGAUCAAGAAUUGGUGAAGGAUUUCUACGAAUUCGAGCAAAAAACAGAAGAUGAAAUUCGACGAAUGAGUCCUUGGGUUCUGAGAAUUGAGCUUGACAAAGACGCAGUUUAUGUGAAAAAGAUUAAGAUGAAUGAGAUUAGACGGGAGGUUGCCAAUGAGUAUGGAACAGACCUGAAUGUUGAAGUUUCUGAUGACAACGCAGAAGAUGACCUCGUGGUUCGUAUCAGAAUAGUCAACGACGUCCCGUACAGUCAGCCGGGAGAAGAUGAUCCAAUGAAUUCUACUCAAGAUGUUGAAAUGGGGCAAGAAGAUGAUGUCUUCUUGAAGCGACUGGAGAAGUCGCUGCUCAGCAGCCUUAAGCUUCGUGGCGUGGACCAUGUCAAGAAAGUUUUCAUGCGUGGAGGUGCAAAGCAAACCGUUUGGGACAAUGAUAAAGGAUUCCAAACAAAGGAUGAGUGGGUGCUCGAGACUGAUGGCACGAACUUGAUGGGUGUCCUCGGAGUUGAUUUUGUGGAUGCGACACGAACAAUCAGUAAUGACAUUGUUGAAGUUUUUGUCACUCUUGGUAUUGAGGGUGUUCGCGGUGCCUUGUUAAGCGAGUUGAGAAAUGUCAUUAGUUUCGAUGGAUCCUAUGUGAAUUAUCGACACCUUUCCACAUUGGUUGACGUGAUGACAAUGCAGGGUCACCUAAUGGCUAUCGACAGACAUGGAAUCAACAGAGUCGAAUCUGGUCCACUGCUUCGCUGUUCCUUCGAGGAAACUGUUGAUAUGCUUAUGGACGCAGCUGUCUAUGCAGAGGAAGAGGUUCUUAAGGGAGUGACAGAAAAUAUCAUGAUGGGACAACUGGCUCGUGUCGGAACCGGAGACAUGGAUCUACUACUUGAUGAAGACAAAGUGGUUAGAGAAGCUGUCGAGGUUGUAGUUGAUGAUUUCAGUGGUGACAAAGACAACUUGGGAAUGAUCGGUUCUUCCACUGUCGGGGCUGCUACCCCUUAUGCAUCGACACCAUUCGCUAGCAGUCCUAUGGUUGGCGGAGGAGCGGAAGCAUCGCCGUUUGUCGAUGGCAGUGCUGCUUUCAGUCCUGCAGUUGGUGCGGCUAGUUUCUCACCAGCGUACUCUCCAGCGAGUGGAAGUUAUGGCCAAGGGUUUGCAAGUGGAAGCUAUGGCCAGGAUGAUGGAUCGUCAAGCCCAGCUUACUCUCCUACGUCUCCUCAGUACUCCCCAACAAGCCCGGCGUACAGCCCUACCUCUCCAGCAUAUUCUCCGACGUCUCCGGCAUAUUCACCCACGUCUCCGGCAUAUUCUCCAACGUCUCCUGCUUACAGUCCUACCUCCCCGGCAUACAGCCCAACUUCACCUGCCUACAGUCCCACUUCUCCGGCUUACAGUCCUACCUCCCCGGCUUACAGUCCUACCUCCCCGGCUUACAGCCCAACUUCACCUGCCUACAGUCCUACUUCUCCCGCAUACAGUCCUACCUCUCCCGCAUACAGCCCAACUUCGCCCGCAUACAGUCCUACGUCUCCGGCAUACUCCCCGACGUCACCGGCAUAUUCUCCGACAUCUCCGGCAUACAGUCCUACCUCUCCUGCAUACAGCCCAACUUCACCUGCAUACAGCCCAACGUCGCCUGCCUACAGUCCUACUUCUCCCGCUUAUAGUCCUACCUCUCCGGCUUACAGUCCUACCUCUCCUGCAUACAGCCCAACGGGCCCAACUUCUCCUGAGUCCGACGACAGGUAA
Cylindrotheca closterium is the source of this 5304-nucleotide messenger RNA. Lineage: Eukaryota; Bacillariophyta; Bacillariophyceae; Bacillariales; Bacillariaceae. The record is from the annotation of a GenBank genome assembly.